UAUACAUAUACAUAUAUUACCACAUUAAACAUGUCGAUGCAGUGCCAAACGCAGCUGCAGCGGAGCACUAUCACGCUCAAGGGCUCGGCGCAAAUUGUAUCGCAAUACUUCGAGUAUGCAGUUCAAAGCAUCCUAUACCAGCGCGGCGUGUAUCCGUCGGAGGACUUCAAGCAAAAGAAAGAGUAUGGGAUCAUGCUGUGGGUGAGCAGCGACGACAGCUUGAACAAGUACCUGACCACGGUGCUGUCCCAAACCAAAGCUUGGCUGGAGAGCGGGAAGCUGCGCCAGCUGGUGCUGGUCAUCACGGACGCCAACACGUCCGAGGUGAUGGAGCGCUGGACGUUUGACGUGGAGACCAACCAGGAGGCGGUGGCCGGCGGCAAGGUCCCGGAGAAGGCGGAGAGCGAGAUCAAGGGCGAGAUUGCUGGCAUUCUGCGCCAGAUCUGCGCGUCUGUAUCCUUCCUGCCCCUGCUCGACACCCGCUGCUCCAUCGACAUCCUGGUGUACACCGACAACGUCGACGAGGUGCCGGCGGAGUGGGAGGACAGCGACGCGCGCAACAUCAAGAACGCGGAGGUGGUGUCGCUGCGGGCCUUUAGCACCAAGGUGCACAACGUCAAGACCAUGGUGGCCUACAAGGCGGAGGAGGUGCUCUAAGAGUGAGAGCGAGGCCGCACUGCCUGCAAGGGGGCGGGGGCGGCACGCCGGCGCAGAGAGACGGCAGGGUGGCAGGGACUCCUUGCCGGACAGCUGGAGGGCGGGGGGCCGGGGGCUGCAGGAGCUGUGGGGAGGGGGACCUGACGGAGCCUGGCAGCUGCCACGGAGCAGCAGGUGCAGUGCGUGUCGUCGCCUUUUGCAAGCGACGACAUCGGCGGACCUGUGCUAACAUGACACAUGACUCUUGCUUGGCCUGUGGUGCUGGAGCUGUGCUUGAGGAGUUGAGCGAGCAGGGUGAAGGAUGUAUGCACAAGGGCCAGGGGGUUACACAGUAGUAAGCAUGGCUUUGGCUCGCGGCCCGAGAGGCGCACCACCAUCAGGUCUUGAGCCCAACGCAUAGGGGCUAUUCAUUGACACCGGACAACAAAGUGUUUGUACAUCAUCAUGACAACGCGUAGGCAUGCAGUGCCGGUACAUAGGUGAGCAACAAACUCAUGGCCACCGUAUGUGGUAUUAUGACGGUCUAGGCAGGUCAGUUGCUGGUGGCCAGCAGCCACAAGUAGGCGAUCAUGUUUGUGAUUCGGGCCCUCAGAAUCAAUGUCUAGGCUAGGACCGUAUGCACGGGUCAUGAUGAUCGUUUCGUCGCACAGGCGUCAGGGGGUGCACCCGGGGGCCCUUCCGUAACGCGCAGCAGCCGUUACGGCCUCCGGGGCCGCAAGAUUGUAACGGCAGCCCAGUCCUCUCACACCAGCCCUCUGUGCCUUUGCACGUGUUGUCCUUGAAGUUACCGGUAGUCAGGCCCAGGACGAAUUUCAACCAGACCAACCUCAAGUCAGCAAGCAGUCAACCACUCCAGAUGAUGCAUCAUAUGAAUGUUGCGCCCGAAUGAUAGACACCUCAGGUUCUGUUUCCUGGACAGCCUACACACACCGCCAACAUUACGUCAUAACGGUGCCCUGCCGAAUCGCAGUCAUGACAAGGACGCAAGCAAGUGGACGCACACAGCCCAGAUGCCCACUGAAUGAGGGGAGAUGAGGCGGCACAAGCCUGAUGUCACAUGACCUUACUGCACACCGUAGCCCACACGGACAUGCAGCCCUGCCCGCCUUGCAC
Molecule: messenger RNA, 1770 nt
Organism: Chlamydomonas reinhardtii
Lineage: Eukaryota; Viridiplantae; Chlorophyta; Chlorophyceae; Chlamydomonadales; Chlamydomonadaceae
Exons: 8
Coding region: 31-657 (208 amino acids)
Biological process (GO): mitotic spindle assembly checkpoint signaling
Cellular component (GO): nucleoplasm; kinetochore; cytoplasm
Source: RefSeq, a predicted model, not a curated record